Oncorhynchus gorbuscha (pink salmon) is the source of this 2222-nucleotide messenger RNA. RefSeq lists its product as uncharacterized. Gene Ontology annotation, molecular function: G protein-coupled receptor activity. Bases 10 to 1692 code for a protein of 560 amino acids. The transcript has 5 exons. The record is from RefSeq and is a predicted model, not a curated record. NCBI's taxonomy places the organism in Eukaryota, Metazoa, Chordata, Actinopteri, Salmoniformes, Salmonidae. Gene Ontology annotation, biological process: G protein-coupled receptor signaling pathway. Gene Ontology annotation, cellular component: membrane.
GGCUCUGAGAUGAGACCAGUCACACUUGUCUUGAUAGCUCUGUUCACCGGGGCAGUGACUCCCUAUUGCAGAAGACUCUGUCUGACUCUGGACCCGAGCGCUGAGCUACCACACACUAGAGAGGAUGGGGAGACAAGAGGUUCCACUUUAAACAACUCCGCUGGAGACGCUCUCACUCACUGUAGAAUGAAUCCGUUUCUGAAAUAUGAACGCACAAUUCAAGAGGACUGGAUGGUGCUAUUCACUAGAGAGGAGAUCAACAGAAACUCUGAACUUCUACCGGCUGUGACUCUGGGCUACAACGUCUAUUCCAUCUGUGGGAGCAACAAUCUGCUGCGAGCCGUUCUGGAGGCUUUGAAAGGAGGGGAGCAGAGAGAGCCGACAGGACUGCGGAGCUGGAGCCGCAGCAGGGUGCUGGCGCUGGUGGGACACUCCUCCUCUGGUCUCGGCAGCUCCUCACACUGGCUACAGAUGAUCCACCUAUGUACUUGUGCAUGUCUGAGAGACAGAGAUGUUAACCCCAGAGCCAUUCUCCUCAGAGCAGAGUCCAGUCACUGUGCCCAGAACCUAGCCCCGAUGCUGCCCCUGACAUGCUGGAGCAGAGUGGAUGUUGUCUGUGGGACAUGCAUACCGGAGGGUAAAGCUGAGAGUCAGGCUCCCUCACAUGAAGUGAAGGGGUUUGUUCUCCCCGGCCUGACUGAGUUCUUACUAAAUCUGAUACCCUCGGAUGGAUCACAGAGUUCCUUUAUCUGUGACUGGAGCCUGGCUGCUCAGCAGUGGCUGUGCUCCCCUCUCCCUGAGGGCCGAGCAUCGUUCCAGGUCCAUAGGGUCAUGUGUGCAUUGACAACGGCAGCUGACAUGAGAAAGCAAUGCAGCGACAGUCAUACUGAGUCUGACUGUAUGAAAUAUGCUGUGUUGACACCAAACCAGCUACCAAAGGCGGUGUGCAUAAAUAUAUCUCCGCUGGGCAGAUGGAGUGAUGCUAACACAGUAGUAUCACGUUGUUUCAACCUAAAAGUGACGACGGACAGAGAACAUGAACAGAAAAAUGAUGCUAGUAACUAUAUCCCACAUAUCCUGCAGAGCAGCCAUCAGUGUGUCUCUUAUGGCUGGGUGGAAGAAGGACUUGUGGUGACAGCUCUGUUCUGGCUUAUGAUCUACACCAGUAGAUCACACAGAGACACCCCUGUCCUCAGAGCCAACAGAAAGCUGAGCUUCCUGCUGCUCAUCACACAGACUCUGUGUACUCUCUCACCUCUCACCGCCAUUGGCCGGCCCUCUGAAUGGUCCUGUAUGCUGCGUCACACAGCGUUUGGGAUCACCUUCGUCCUCUGCAUCUCUUGUGUUCUGGGGAAAACAAUAGUGGUGUUGAUGGCCUUCAGGGCUACACUUCCAGCCAGUAAAGCCAUGAAAUGGUUUGGUCCUCCACAGCAGAGACUCAGUGUUCUGGCUUUCACUCUCAUACAGGUCCUGAUCUGUGCUCUUUGGUUAACAGUCUCCCCUCCUUUCCCCUACAUAGGGCUCCUAGCCUUCUUGUGCUUUGUUCUGGUCUCUCUGGUCAAUAAGCUACCAUCUAUGCAAGCGAAGUUCAUUCUAUUGACUGUUCUUAUACAUGUACAAUUAGCAGCAUGGCUGCAAACCUCCAGGGCACCAACAAGGUAUAAACUAGUCAUUGAGAUACAUUCAACAUAGCUAGAUGUCUAAACCUAGAAACUGAAAGGUUUUACACGAGGGAUGGUUAACUCCAGUCCUCAAGGGCCUAAUUGGUGUAACACUUUUGCCCCAGUCUCAGCUAACACACCUGACUCCAAUGUUCAACUAAUCAUGAUCUUCGGUUUAGAAUGCAAUUAGUUUCAUCAGGUGUGUUAGCUAGGGAUGGGGGGAAAGAGUGACACCAAUCAGGCACCGCCGAGGACUGGAGUUGCCCAUCCCGGUUGCACAUAAAUUCAUUGUUUUCUAAACACUUGUUAAUAUUAUCCAUAGUUAUAAAAUAGCUUUGUAACCACAAUAAUUUUACUUAACUAGGCAAGUCAGUUAAGAACAAAUUCUUAUUUUUUUUAUGGCCUAGGAACAGUGGGUUAACUGCUUUGUUCAGGUGCAGAAUGACAGAUUUUUACCUUGUCAGCUCUGGGAUUUGAUCUCGCCACCUUUAGUUACUAGUCCAACGCUCUAACCGCUAGGCUACCUGCCGCCCCUAAGAAAUGUAUCUAAUGUCAUCUUAA